Messenger RNA from Laccaria bicolor S238N-H82, 2877 nucleotides. RefSeq lists its product as uncharacterized. The transcript has 20 exons. NCBI's taxonomy places the organism in Eukaryota, Fungi, Basidiomycota, Agaricomycetes, Agaricales, Hydnangiaceae. The record is from RefSeq and is a predicted model, not a curated record. The coding region runs from base 1 to 2877 and encodes 958 amino acids.
AUGAGAAAAGCUCGUUGCCGAAGAAAACGUGCCUUGUCAAUCAUCAGGCCUCAGGACCCUGAACGUCAUCGAUUGAACGCGAUUGGGCUUAGAUAUACCUUGGAUAUACCCAAGAUAUACCAAUGGGCAAUACAGCCGCGUACGGCGCUUUUGCGGUUCGACAUUGUCUGGGAAAUCCAACCGUGCGCUGAAAAGACUUUGGAUAAGAGUCAAAAGAUUGGAAGACUUGACGAGCGAAAGAUAUACGCACAAAAUGGUGGGUUGAGGAGCAAAACUUACGGGGAGGUUGAUCAUGCUACCGGACUGUCCGGACCAAGUCCGGACAACUACCGGAGGCAAGCACCAAUUCGCUUUGCAUUGCCGUUUGCACUUUCGAAAUCAGUUUUGUAUCGGAUGAGAUGCGCGGUUCUAUCGUUUGCCAUGAUGAGCAACAUCUUUCACCACAGGAGAUUACAGGCCUUGUUGGAUGUUGCGACCAGUCAUUUUCACGGUUCCAUAUUUGUCACUGUUCACGCGCGGCUCUUUUUGAGUGGAUCGCCUUUCAUCGGCGAUCUCGACGACAUUGUCCGCUGCUUUGACUCCACCACGAAAUUGCGAUUCCGAAGUGAGCAUGAACCGGAAUACAUUAAAUUCGGAUCAACAAAGGAGAACGACCCCGAUCUCGGAAUCCGGUUUGGCCAACUCAAAUUGGCGGGAUAUGACAUCUGUACAUUCUUCAAGCCCUCAGUCGAGUGCAUUGUCAACGCCAUCUUAGAUCAGCGGAAGUCGGCUAAAGGAAGGAUCUCGCACGUCGUCCUUGUGGGAGGCUUUGCGGCUAGCAACUGGUUAUCAAGCGAGGUCCAAAGAUCACUCAAGCCCUUUCGUCUCAACAUCUUCCGGCCCGACAAUCGGGUUAACAAGGCAGUUUCGGAUGGUGCAGUGUCCUUCCACCUUAACAGCAUUGUUCGAAGCCGCAUUUGCAAAGUAGCGUAUGGUCUCGGCGUCGCUCCAUGCUAUGACAGUACAAACCCAGAACACUUGAAACGCUCAUCAUCUAUGUUCCAAACACUUUCGGGCGUGUACCGGAUCCCUAAAGGCUUCAGCAACAUCUUGCCUGCCAAAACCGCAGUAUCAGAAAAGACAGAAUUCCGGUGCGGCUGUACCCACGCAUCGGAGACAAAACUUACGGAGUUCCACUCAUACAUUUUGUGUUAUCGAGGCGAACUUCCUGAUCCUGAGUGGUUAGAUGUGGACGCUGAUAUGUACAAAUGCGUGUGCGAUAUCACGGUAGACGUUUCACGUAUGAAGCAACCUCCACUACCUAGAGUCGAUGGAACAGGAGGAAAGUACUAUCGUGUGGACUAUGAUGUCAUUCUGUUGUUCGGAUUGACCGAGUUGCAGGCACAGGUGGCUUGGGAAGAAGAUGGUGUUGAAAAACGGGCACACACUACUAUAUCUGAUCCAAUACCGCCCUUGGGCGAUCAACCAAAACUGACACGUAGUCAACCUCGAUACGCCCCUACCACCGCGCCCCAGCCAUGUAAAAGUUUGUUGUAUCACUGUUCACCGAUCACACGACGUUGGGAAUCGAGUCAACUAGCCCAAGAAGGUCCACACGUUUAUGGCAUCACCGCAGGUUAUCAAGAACAGCCAGCUGCGCUCCAAGAUCGAAUCAUGAACGACUUUGCGGGAAGGAUAAGUCAAUUGGAGAGGGCGUUACGUCGUGUGACCUUUAGGCCCUGUACAUGUGUCGUACGACCCAACCACGAUGGAGGACGCGUUGGAGACAACGCCCGGGGACAAGACGACAACGCCGGAAAAGAGGCGCACCGCUCUGGCGACCUCGCUCCAAGGGCUUCAGCGCUUAGUGUAUGGCAGACCAUUGUUCUUUCCGCAUUCUCAAUGGAUGAACCGCCUUCAUCAUUGCUAAAGUCAAGGAUUCCCAGAAAGACCAUCAUCGUUGACCCCAACUUAUUCACGGAUGACGAGGAAUCUGAAAUCGACAACUUUCGUUGCCCUCUUCAAAGGGGAAUCAUUUAUUAUCACCGGGACGGUCCGAUCUUUGAGCACAACAUCCAUUUCUCCGGAAAACAUGAGCCACGAAUCAUUGUCCCGAGACAUCCGUCGCGGCGUGUAGCAGAAAUUUCAUUCGCCCCCAUCAAAGGCAAUCGGAUCCUGCUAUUCGCAAAGUACUUGGGAAGGACAACUUCCCAGACCUAUCUACACCUAUCAAUCCAUGAAAUCCGCUCCGACAAUCGUGUUGGUCGCGCUGCCUGGUCUUUCAACGGUAGCGCUGAUGGUCACUCCAACAUUUUUCAUUUGAAGUUGAUAAAAUCCACCGAAAAUCCCCUGGGAAUUACUUUUGGGGUGCGGUUUAUCGACCAUUGGAAGCUGUACGACAUCUCUACUACUGAAACUGAUGCAUCGCAUACUUUUCCUCUAAUUGAGUCCGGGAGAAUAGAUCAUGAUCUAAAGCUCAACUCGAAGUCGAAGCACGAUAGUCUCGUCAUACUAUCCCCUGACAGACACAUUCUCCUGAACGCAGCAGAGAAGGAACGAGUCAAGGAAACGAUUGACAUUCACUAUUCAGAUUCAACUGGUGACACAAACAAUCUGAACUUUUCCUUUGUUUCCCGCAUGUCCAUUCCCAUUCCCAUGGACCCAAAAACAUUUCCUAUCAUCCAGGCACCAGUACUUGCAUUUUCUGCCGAUGGGUCCAAGUUUGCUAUGGCUAUGGCUCGCAGCAGAGUGUCUGUUUGGGAGAUCCGAAGCAAAGUUCCUUUGAAAACAUUCAUGGAUGUCCCCAAGUCUGAGUAUGAUGACCGGCCUGCACGACAUCUGCAAUUCAGCAGUGGAAAAUUGGGAAAAGAAGUUCUGGUAUUUGUCGAGGUGUUCUGA